CCAGAAGUCCCUGUCCUGGAUGUCGCGGGUUUGACUCUGUCAGCAGACUGUCUCUCCAUCCUUCAGCAGGUUGCUGUGUACGGACAGGAUCCGCUGCCCCGACCCCCUGUGGACUGAACCGAACCGAGCCGAACUGUGCCGAACCGAGGAGUGGAGUCCACCCCGAUCCGAGCCGAGCGGAGCCGAGCCGUUCUGAGUUCAUCCUGGAGUCAGUUUGAUUAGCGGGGAGUCCGCGGCAGUGUGUCCGUAUGUAUGGAGGCUUCGAGCGGCCCGAGACGGAGGAUUAUCCCGCUGCUGGUUCUGCUGCUCUGCUGUUCCGCCGCUCCGGGACAUGCCGAGAGGGCGUGUCACUGCAACGGGAAGUCGUUGUGUCACUGUGAUGGAGUCAAAGGUCAAAAGGGUGAACCUGGUUACCGUGGAGAAGAUGGACUUCCUGGAAUGGUUGGAUACCCUGGAAAUGAGGGUCACCAGGGGCCACUAGGAGAGAAGGGUGAACAAGGACCAGCAGGAAGUCCAGGACUGAAAGGCUCUCGGGGUCUUCCAGGGAAACCAGGUUUCCCAGGACCUCCAGGACUGCCGGGACUUCCCGGGCACGAAGGACCAAUUGGACAAUCUGGAUUCCCAGGAUGCAAUGGGACAAAGGGAGAUGUUGGAUACCCAGGAUUCCCUGGGGUUCCAGGGGCUGCUGGCCUUCGAGGUCGACCUGGACUGCGAGGUACAAAGGGAGAGUCACUGGUCUACCCCAUCACUCAGGAAAUUAAAGGAGCAACAGGACCACAAGGACCAGAUGGAGAAAAAGGGCUAAGGGGAGAUCCAGGUCAACUAGGACUAACAGGACCAGCAGGACCCUCUGGAAUUCCUGGAAGGUUGGGGUUGCCGGGAUUACAGGGAGAGAAGGGUCAGGAGGGACCCAGUCCAGUGAUCCCGGGUCCUCGAGGACUGAAGGGUGAUCGUGGACCUCCAGGGAUUCCAGGACAGAAAGGAAUCAAACUGUAUGCUGAGGGACCCAAAGAGCUGAAGGGAGAACCAGGUGACUCUGGAGAUAAAGGUUGUCUUGGACCUCCUGGUGUGCGGGGGAGACUGGGGGUGAAAGGACAGAAGGGAGAACGAGGUGACCCCGGCUCACUGGGUAAACAGGGGAAGGACGGACUCAUCGGAGAGCUGGGAUCUCAGGGUGACCCAGGGGAUCGUGGGUACCUUGGUCCUCCAGGUAUUGAUGGAGCCAGGGGGGAGAAAGGUGAACUAGGUCCUCCAGGUCAACCAGGAGAGAUGGUCUGGAAUCACAGAUUCCUGAAGGGCACCCUUGGUGACCCUGGGCCCCAUGGACCCCCAGGAGCCCCUGGAAAACGAGGACUCAUUGGUUUUCCUGGACUGCAGGGCGAGCCAGGUGUGGCUCCUAUUGGGCCACCAGGACCCCAGGGGCAACCUGGUUUGACUGGACCCAAAGGAGAACUAGGAGAGCCAGGGCCUAUCAUCAUCGGGCCCCAAGGACAGACUGGAGUCCCAGGAGGUCAGGGAGCUGAAGGAGAACCAGGAGAACCAGGAAUCCCAGACUUCGUGCUAGGAGAUGUUGGUCUUCCAGGACCUAAAGGUCCACCAGGCCUGUUGGGACUUCCUGGGACCAGAGGGCAGAAUGGACAGACAGGUGAGAAGGGUGAAAUGUGCUCGGUCUGUCCUGUUGUUUCUGCCGCACCUGGACCUCCAGGUAAACCAGGAGAACCAGGUGAAAACGGGCUGCUAGGUUCAGAUGGUUUUCAAGGACCCAAAGGUUACACAGGGGUCAGAGGUAUCAGAGGACCACCUGGUCAACAGGGCCCCUUUGGUUUCCCUGGUAUCCCGGGGCAACCAGGACCUGUUGGUGACCCGGGGGUCAUGGAGAGAGUGGGGCAGAAGGGUGAAGAAGGACUCCUGGGGGAGCCAGGACCACCAGGUCUUGAGGGGGCAGACGGACUUCAAGGAGUACCAGGACUGAAAGGUGUUCCGGGACAGAAAGGAAACCCUGGGCCUCCAGGACUGAAAGGUGACAGGGGCCCAAUCGGGGACACUGGUCCUAGAGGACUGAUAGGACAGAGGGGACCUCCAGGACCUUCAGGUAUUGGCGCUCCAGGACCUCCGGGACCUCAAGGCAAUGUGGGAGUCCUGGGACAGCGAGGAAGUCCUGGAAAACCAGGUGAAAAGGGUGCUCCAGGUAAAACUGAAACAAACCCAGGAGAACCAGGACAGAAAGGAGAGAAAGGUUUAUCUGGAAACCCAGGACCUGAAGGUGGGACAGGACCUCCAGGUGCUCCAGGAUCUGUUGGUCCAAUUGGAGAAAAAGGAGAUAAAGGAUUCUCUGUGCAGGGCCCCCCAGGCUUCCCAGGGGUGAAAGGACUCAAAGGCUUUCCAGGAGCACCCGGUUUAUCAAGUUUUGGUAUCAAGGGACGAGCAGGGCCAUCGGGCCCCCCAGGGAUGCCGGGUCCAAAGGGGGACAAGGGAAUGGGUUUCCCGGGCCAGCAGGGUCAGUCAGGCCCUCAGGGAGAAGACGGUUCUGUGGGGCCCCAAGGAAUCCCCGGGACCCAAGGAGUAGAUGGAGUUCCAGGACGUCCAGGACAAGAUGGACCACCAGGACCCAAUGGUCAUAGUGGUCUGGAUGGUGUACCCGGCCCUGUUGGUAUUGUGGGACUCUGUUUAGCGGGAGCUCCUGGACCUGACGGAGAGCAAGGACGGAUGGGCGUUAUUGGAUUCACAGGAGCCCGCGGCUCAAAGGGGGUGCAGGGUGAUCCUGGGUUGCUGGGCUUGGGAGCUAUUGGACGUCAAGGACCAUACGGGGCACCAGGGUUUAAUGGACCUCCAGGGCCAGUAGGAGUAGGAGGACUGAAGGGCCUGAAAGGGACCAAUGGGGAGCCAGGAAGCCCAGGUACCAGAGGGGACAUGGGUCCUCCAGGACCUCUUGGGCGUCCAGGAGAUGAUGGAAAACCAGGAGAGACAGGACAACCAGGACCAAAAGGUCAGAUGGGAGUAGACGGUGUCAGUGGUUCUCAGGGGCCUCCUGGGCCUCAAGGGGACAGAGGGGAGCCUGGACCAAAAGGAAUCCAAACUUUUGUUGAGGUGUACGGAGAUCCUGGAGACCCUGGAGACACUGGGCCCAUAGGUUUCACUGGUACUAAAGGAGAGAAGGGCCUCCCAGGACCUCAGGGUUCUGACGGCACCAAUGGCAUACCUGGAAACGCUGGUCCACCAGGACUUCCUGGAGACCCUGGCAGAGAUGGGCAGAAAGGUCCACCUGGUCCCUCUGGUCUCCCUGGUAACCCAGGAGAUAUGGGGCAGCCAGGUGUUAAAGGUGAGAAAGGUUGUGCAGGCCCUUGUGGGAUACCUGGUUCAGAUGGAAAACCAGGAUCAGGAGGACUUAAAGGUGUUAAAGGAGAACCGAGUCCACCUGGACCAGGAUCUACAGGAUGUACAGGAGAGAAGGGGAAUCCAGGAUGUCCAGGACCUUUAGGUACAAAGGGGAAACCAGGAGACCUUGGGAACUUUGGUCCUCCAGGAGACUGUGGCCCCUGUGGCCCCAAAGGACACUCUGGGCCUCCAGGAUGCAGAGGUACUCCUGGAUCUCCUGGUGAAAAGGGUAGUGAUGGUCCUCCAGGACAAAAUGGCCCUCUAGGACCCACCGGUCUCCCAGGUAACAAGGGGGCACCUGGAGAUCCUGGUCCAGCUGGUCCCAGAGGAAAUCAGGGACAAGAUGGGAUACCUGGACCCCCUGGAGAGAAAGGAGCCAUGGGAGCUCCAGGAAUUGGACCCCGGGGCUCAGAGGGGGAGAAAGGUCAACCAGGGUGUGCUGGAGAGAAGGGUCCUCCUGGUCCCUGUGGCCCUCCUGGUCCCACUGGUCCUGGCGGAAACCCAGGUUGUUCUGGACCACCUGGACCCCCUGGUCCUCCUGGUUGUAUUGGCCGGGAGGGAAUCUGCACUGAAGGAGACAAAGGAGCAAAUGGACACCCUGGAGGACAUGGACCAAAAGGUCCGCCGGGCAGUAAGGGUCCUCCUGGUCCUCCAGGUCCUGGUAAUAAAGGAGAGAAGGGCUCUAAAGGAGCAACAGGUACCGCAGGACCACCGGGCUGCUCUGGUGAGCCUGGUCCACAAGGAAAGCCGGGUGAUGACGGACCCCGGGGCCUAACUGGAUACAAAGGCCUGACAGGAGAAACUGGUGUCACAGGACCUGUUGGUUUGAAGGGAGAUGAGGGAUCUCAAGGUUACCCCGGCUCACAAGGACCUCCAGGACCACCUGGGAGGAGAGGACUGAAGGGGAAGGAUGUAUCCAGGGAGGUGAGGCUGAUUCCAGGAGACAAAGGCUUUCCUGGAGAUCAGGGAACCCCAGGACAAAGGGGAACCCCAGGGCUCCGUGGGAGACCUGGACGUCCAGGUGUUAAGGGCAGAGGAGGGCAGGCUGGUAAAAAAGGACCAGGAGGUCGUCCUGGAUUGAAGGGGGAACAGGGAGACCGAGGAUUCCCUGGACCACAAGGUCUGGCAGGUCUACGUGGUCAAGCUGGUGCUAAAGGAGUUGCAGGUCCACCGGGUCCCUGUGUGGAUGCACCAGAGAAGGACGGCUUCCUGUUCACCAGACACAGUCAGAACCUCCUGGUCCCAAAAUGCCCUGCAGGAUCCAAUGAAGUGUACAGUGGAUACUCCCUGCUGUUCAUCAAUGGAAACAACCGAGCUCAUGGACAAGACCUGGGCACAUUAGGCAGCUGUCUCCCUCUCUUUACCACCAUGCCCUUCCUGUUCUGCAACACUGACAGCACCUGUCGCUACGCCUCCCGCAACGACUACUCCUAUUGGCUGUCCACCAAUGAAACGCUGCCAGGCAGCGUCCCAUUCAUCUCCGGGCAGUCACUGGAGAGUUACAUCAGCCGGUGUACUGUAUGUGAGGCCAGAGCCAAUGUGAUCGCCAUCCACAGUCAGACCAGUUCCAUUCCUGACUGUCCUUCUCAGUGGGAUCGUCUCUGGUUUGGAUACUCCUUUGUGAUGGAAACAGGAGUGGGGGCAGAGGGGUCAGGUCAGCCUCUGGCCUCACCUGGAUCCUGUCUAGAACACUUCAGGAAGAUUCCCUUCAUUGAGUGUCACGGCAGAGGAACCUGCAACUACUACACCGACUCCUACAGCUACUGGCUGGCUGCUCUCAACCCCAGUGACAUGUUCAGUAAACCGAAGCCUCAGACUGACAACGGAGAUUUUCCAGGCAGUCUGAUCAGCCGCUGUCAAGUCUGCAUGAAGAGGCUGUGAACAGCAUCAGAGCUGCUACUGAUACUACUGAUACUACCACUGUAAAUACUGCUGCUAACACUACUGACAUUAAUACUACUGACAACAGUGCUACUCUGCCCUGUGUACUCACACCGGCACGGAGUCAACGUGUUGGCCACAGGACAACUUUAAGUGUUGAAGAACGGACCAAUCAAAGAAUAGAUGUCUUCGCCUUCUGCUGUUUUAUAUUUGUUCAUCAUUGUUUAAUUUGCCAACAAAACAACCCAGAAUCAGAAACUGAAUGAAUUUCGUGUUUAAUGCAAUCAGAUUGCAACGUCAGCACACAACAAGCCUAAGUCAGGUUCUUUUGUUGUGUUAUCUACUUGUAGCAGUUUGGUACCAUAUGAAACCAGCUCCUGUAAAAUGAAUGGACCGUAUUAGUGUUAACAUUGGAUUUUAUUUGGGUAUAAUUUGCACUGAUUUUCACCAAGUGGGAGACAGAAAUUCACCAACUCAGAAAGCUGCAGCCAAGUUUUUACCACUCGGCUGCUCGUAACUACAGUUUAAACGAUAUCACAUCAGCGUGGUAUGAGCUCCGUAGUUGGAUGUUUGUUGGUUAAGUGCACCUUGGGAGUCAUACUUGACUUCUCUCUUUCAGUUUUUAUGUCCACGAGCUUCUUGUACCUUUGACUUUUUAUAAAAGAAGCAGCUAUUUUCUGACUUUUUGUUCUGAGUUUAAUGUCCAACACAACCUGAAUAUGAGACCUGAAGUCAUGAUGUCUGAUUCCUCAUUGGAAAUGUCCAGGAAAGCCGAGUGUACUUAAUUGUUUUUAUCACAAAUGAAAACAAAGAAACAAAACAACAGAAAUAAAACUGAAAAAAAUAAUAGAAUUAAUAUAUUAGCAAAGAUAAAAUAUCCAUUUCAGAUUCAAGCAAAGUUCUGAUCAACAGUUUAACUCUUAAUCUGUGAUCAAUAGUUCAUUAGUUAACCCAGUGUUGUUUUGUGUCCAGACACCUCAGAGUGUGUUGCACUCAGUCAUUGCUGGUGUGAGUACACAGCUGCUACUAUUACUACUAUUACUACUACUGCAAAUACUUGUAUAACUCUCACUACUGCUGUUACUGAUGGACAAAGAUUGUUUCGGUCAGUGACUCUGCCUUAAUGUCAAACACACUUUUACUUCUACUUUAAAUUUCUUGCACUGAGAACAACAAAACUAACAAACUACCAGCAGUAAAAUUUACUGUCAAAGGAAAAGCACUUAUGCUGAACAUUUGUUCCUUUCACACAAAAACUAUGGAAAUGUUAAUAAAUGAGUGUUUAGAUACUGGGAGGUCAGAUUGAACUGCAGAACAUGUCUGAAUGUAAAUCUUUAUACUUCAUAGUACAUGAUAACUCCAGCUGACACAUCAGUGUACUGUAGUAACAAGCACAGAUACUUCACUACAGCACCUGAGUAAAUAUAACAGCUUACUUACUACCAUAAUGUAGUAAUACUAUUAGCACUACCAGUAGCAGUAGUAUUAAUAGUAGUAGUUGUCCUGCUUCUACUACCAUUCCUCUUGCAGGAGUAAUAAGACUGGGAUCACCCCUACUAAUGAGUGUAGUGUAGUACUAUGUGUACUACCACUACUACUACUACUGCUGCUGCUACUACUGCUACUACUACUACUAUUGCUACAGUACAGUAGUAUUUUGUGUAUAAUACUUUAUACAUACCCUGAGUUUUUAUAUAAAUCAAAAUCUGACAAUGUACAAGUACUACUACUGGUACUACUACUACUACUGCCACUAUUAUACUGUAAGUAAUGUUAUUGCUAAUACUACAGUAAGUGCUACUUCUACAACUGCUAUCAUUAUCUACUAAUAGUUCUAACCUCGUAGUACUACUGCUACUUCUUCUGCUUCUGCUGCUUCUACUAUUGUAAGCACUGGUACUACUAAGUACUACUGCUACUACUACUACUUAAGUACUUUUACUAUUAAUACACUGGUAAGUGCUCCCUCUGUUUAUACUACUGCUACCGUGACCAGUAUCUACUAAUAGUUACAGCCUCUACUACCGCUCUGAACUACUGUCACCACUGUUAGUACCACUAGUACAACUACUAUUACUGGAGCUACAGUACCUCCUUUUGCCAGGAGAGGACAGAGGUGGAACACAGAGAAGAAGACUGUAACCAAUCAGCAGCCUGCUCAGCUGCACUUCCUCGACGACCACUUGGUGGAGCUCCAAGGAAACUUUAAGUGAAUAAGAAAAACCCAGAAAUACAUGAUUAAGACUUUGUUCUUUUCUGCACAGCAACAGAAUCUGAAGCUCUCUGAUUGGAUGGUUCUCAUAGCAAUGCAUGCUUGGACUUGUUGUCUUCUGUCAUAAAGUGACCUUUGGCUGAUUGAUUCUUUAUCAAACAAUAAUCUAAUAGAGAUUAUAGAUGUACGAAGUGUUUACAGAGUCUGAUCACAUGUUCAAAUCAAAUUAAAGGUUUAGACGCUUGUUGUUUUCAGAUGUACAUACUCUUGUGCUGUUAUUGUUGCAUUUUCUGAAAUAGUAAUGAUAACCUUUAUCUGUUUGUGAAAAUGAUUCUUGUUGAGUUUAAUAAAAUGUGUUUUACAGAAGUUA
Seriola aureovittata is the source of this 7838-nucleotide messenger RNA. RefSeq names its product collagen, type IV, alpha 3 (gene col4a3). NCBI's taxonomy places the organism in Eukaryota, Metazoa, Chordata, Actinopteri, Carangiformes, Carangidae. The record is from RefSeq and is a predicted model, not a curated record. Gene Ontology annotation, cellular component: collagen trimer; basement membrane. The coding region runs from base 253 to 5256 and encodes 1667 amino acids. Gene Ontology annotation, molecular function: extracellular matrix structural constituent. The transcript is spliced from 52 exons.